CGGGCGACGAACUCAAUGGGCAGAAGUCGCCGUUUAUCAAAUAACUUCUAACGGGAUGCAUGCCAUACCCAGGCCGCCAGGAGUAUGAACGUCGAGCCCCGAGAUCAGACACCGCUGGUCACCCGACUUACGUCGAAAGUUCUACAUGCCACUCACUGUUCGGAUCGAUAUCAUUUGGAUAGCAUUAAGUCCUCUUGUUCGGAACUGGUUUCGACUCUGAGUUGGAACAAGGUUCAUGGGCCAAUAUAAAUACCCCUGAUCAGCCUCUGUAGACCUUCACUCGUCCAGUGCACCUUUCGUUGGACGUUUAUUAUCCAGCAUAUCUUUUCUUUCCAAACUGUCUGACAUCAAUUCGAUCAACAUGUCUUCAAUCCAAAGCGGCAACUCGGACUUUGAUGUCUUCCAACAAGUUUUCGCGUUGUCCAUGGCUUCAAACGCUCUCUAUACCUCGAAAGGAGACAAUGACGCUCUCCUAAACUGCCUGCAGGCCAAGUUACCCGGUAUCGUCUCAGCUAUCAACGGCCAGUGGAAAGUGGUAUGGGGACCGGUGAUUUGGAAAGCCCAGCCAGACAACGCAGAUACUGGGCCCGACAACACAUGGUUUGUCGCAUAUAGCCCAAGCGUCACCUUCGAUGAUGGCAGCACACGCGAGGCAUACGUAGUAGCUGUCGCUGGGACAAAUGCCAGUUCGACUUAUGGCUGGUACGAAAACCUCGCAGUUGGCAGGGUAGUGGACUUUCCCGCAUGGGUGAAAGGCGGAGUCACUGAGCUCCCGGUGCCAGUGAACAAAGUAGACAUUGUCUUGACAGGGACAUACGCAGCAUACGGGACGGUCACUGCUGUUCACACCCUACUCACUGAGCCUUCGCCUCCGGGCUCAGCCUCUGCGGGUCUCACACUCCAUAAAUACCUGACCGGCAUACUCGCGUCGGAGUCAACGAGAGUGGUGUUCACGGGACACAGUCUCGGCGGGACUUUGUCUCCUACGUUAGCACUUGCGCUCGCCAGUUCAGGUGCCCUGAAAGGGGAGGGGGUUGUGUAUCCCACCGCGGGAGCGAGCCCCGGUAAUGGGGCCUUUGCGAAUCUCUUUGCAAAAACUUUCCCACCAUCCCCGAGCACACCCCCUAACACUGGGUACGCAGUCUGGAACAGAAACAUCAUCAACCCUCGCGAUAUCAUACCACAGGCGUGGUGCACGAAGCGACUACUAUCACAUGCGCAGAACUUGAAAAACAUACCCUCCAUAUACGGCCUUCCAACUUUACCACUCGUCGAACUCGUCGUGUUUUUGCUCAAAGCCAGUGCCAACAAAUCACACACCGUGUACAUCCCACUCCCGAGCCACAUCCUUCCCGACGUCAAACCUGAAACGACUCCUGGAAACGUGACUGAGUUUCUGGGCAUCGCAUUGGGCAAUCACAAUACAUUUUAUAACAAGGUGUUUGGCGUGGAGUUGCCAGUUAUAGACUGCCCAGAACUCACAAAGAAGACGGAGAAGGAGAUAUUACUUGAAUAUCCUGUCAUUGGAGACAUCGAGUGGGGAAAGGAACACCCGGUUGAAGCGGAGGCCGUAGUGGCCGCGCUGCGGGCAGAGGGUGUAGUCGAUGACGAUGAGGAGUGAAGAGUUCAAGUAGGCUUCGGAGUGAAUAUGCGUUGAACAGUCUGUAUGUACGAUACGGUGUGUUGAUGGCGAUGGUAAUACCGAACGAUAAGAUGGCUGCUUAUGACGCACAUGCAUGUAGGCUCGCUCAAGGCGCCCAUAGACACAAAUACGGCAACCUCAGAGUGCCAAACGUGAUCUCGUAAGUGCGGAACUAGUUGGUAGUUGAGAUCACAUCCAUUCAAAAAACAGCAUGUCAGGAGUAGGGUCUCAUCAGCGUGGGUGAAAGCCCAAG
Molecule: messenger RNA, 1895 nt
Organism: Suillus clintonianus
Lineage: Eukaryota; Fungi; Basidiomycota; Agaricomycetes; Boletales; Suillaceae
Exons: 4
Coding region: 362-1621 (419 amino acids)
Biological process (GO): lipid metabolic process
Source: RefSeq, a predicted model, not a curated record